CAGGCGCACAGCGCGCCUUGGUUGUCAAACAUGGCUGAAGUGCCGCCGCUGCUGCUACUGCUGCUGCAGGGAAAAUGCUGAGCCCUCCCGGGCCCGGUGGGCGGCGGCGGCAAGGGCGGCGACGGGCACCUGCUUCCCGGGCGCUGCGGCGGCGGCCAUGGCCCGGCUGGCCGACUACUUCAUCGUAGUAGGCUACGACCACGAGAAGCCAGGGUCAGGAGCAGGUCUGGGGAAAAUAAUCCAAAGAUUUCCACAGAAGGACUGGGAUGAUACUCCUUUUCCACAGGGAAUUGAAUUGUUUUGUCAACCUGGUGGGUGGCAGCUGUCCAGAGAGAGGAAGCAGCCAACAUUUUUUGUGGUGGUCCUGACAGAUAUUGACUCAGAUCGACAUUACUGCUCAUGCCUAACCUUCUAUGAGGCAGAAAUCAAUCUACAGGGAACAAAGAAGGAAGAGAUUGAAGGUGAAGUGGAAGGGUCUGGUUUAAUUCAGCCCGCAGAAGUAUUUGCUCCCAAAAGCCUGGUGUUGGUAUCCAGAUUAGAUUAUCCAGAAAUUUUUAGGGCUUGCCUAGGUUUGAUCUACACUGUAUAUGUGGAUAGUUUGAAUGUCUCCUUGGAAAGUCUCAUUGCAAACCUGUGUGCGUGCCUUGUCCCAGCAGCUGGAGGGUCUCAGAAGCUGUUCUCCUUGGGUGCAGGAGACAGACAGCUGAUCCAGACUCCUUUGCAUGACAGUCUUCCUGUCACAGGCACUAGUGUGGCUCUCCUGUUCCAGCAGUUGGGAAUUCAAAAUGUCCUCAGCCUCUUCUGUGCAGUUCUCACAGAAAAUAAGGUUCUCUUCCAUUCUGCAAGUUUCCAGAGACUUAGUGAUGCUUGCAGAGCCCUGGAAUCUUUAAUGUUUCCUCUUAAAUAUAGUUAUCCUUAUAUUCCCAUUCUCCCGGCUCAGCUACUAGAAGUUCUAAGUUCCCCAACACCUUUCAUUAUUGGAGUACAUUCUAUCUUUAAAACUGAUAUCCAUGAACUUCUUGAUGUAAUCAUAGCAGAUUUGGAUGGAGGCACUAUUAAAAUUCCUGAAUGUAUUCAUCUCUCUUCCCUCCCGGAACCACUUCUACAUCAGACUCAAGCAGCUCUUUCUUUGAUUCUACACCCAGAUUUGGAAGUAGCAGAUCAUGCUUUUCCCCCUCCACGAACAGCUUUAUCCCAUUCAAAAAUGCUGGAUAAAGAAGUACGUGCAGUUUUUCUUAGAUUAUUUGCACAACUUUUCCAAGGAUAUAGAUCAUGCCUACAACUUAUAAGAAUUCAUGCAGAACCGGUAAUACAUUUUCACAAGACAGCUUUCUUGGGGCAGCGUGGUUUGGUUGAGAAUGAUUUCCUCACUAAAGUGCUCAAUGGAAUGGCAUUUGCAGGUUUUGUUUCAGAAAGAGGUCCACCCUAUAGAUCCUGUGAUCUCUUUGAUGAGUUGGUAGCUUUUGAAGUAGAGCGAAUUAAGGUUGAAGAAAAUAACCCAGUGAAGAUAAUAAAGCAUGUCAGAGAACUUGCCGAGCAACUGUUCAAAAAUGAGAAUCCUAACCCUCAUAUGGCAUUCCAGAAAGUUCCACGCCCAACAGAAGGAUCCCACUUGCGAGUUCAUAUUCUGCCUUUCCCAAAAAUUAAUGAAACUCGGGUACAGGAAUUAAUACAGGAAAAUCUUGCUAAGAACCAGAAUGCGCCUCCUGCUUCACGAGUGGAAAAGAAAUGUGUUGUGCCAGCAGGUCCACCUGUUGUCUCCAUAAUGGAUAAGGUGACAACAGUUUUCAACAGUGCACAGAGAUUGGAAGUUGUUAGAAAUUGCAUCUCUUUCAUAUUUGAAAAUAAAACGUUGGAGACUGAAAAGACCCUUCCAGCUGCAUUGAGAGCCCUUAAAGGAAAGGCAGCAAGACAGUGUCUCACUGAUGAGCUGGGUUUGCAUGUCCAGCAAAACAGGGCUAUAUUAGACCACCAACAGUUUGACUACAUAAUAAGGAUGAUGAACUGUACUCUACAGGAUUGUUCAAGUUUAGAAGAAUAUAACAUUGCUGCAGCAUUACUCCCUUUGACCAGUGCUUUCUACAGGAAACUGGCCCCUGGAGUCAGCCAGUUUGCUUAUACCUGUGUGCAGGACCACCCCAUUUGGACGAAUCAGCAAUUUUGGGAGACAACCUUCUACAGUGCAGUGCAGGAACAGGUUCGCUCUCUGUAUCUCUCAGCCAAGGAAGACAAUCAUGCCCCAUAUCUGAAGCAAAAGGAUAAGCUUCCAGAUGACCAAUAUCAGGAAAAGACAGCAAUGGACCUGGCAGCCGAGCAGCUACGCCUUUGGCCUUCUCUGAGCAAAUCAACUCAGCAGGAGCUGGUGCAACGUGAGGAAAGCACUGUCUUCAGUCAGGCCAUUCAUUUUGCAAACCUCAUGGUGAACCUGCUGGUUCCAUUGGAUACAAGUAAGAAUAAGCUCCUAAGAACAUCAGCACCAGGCGACUGGGAGAGUGGAAGCAACAGCAUUGUCACAAACAGUAUUGCAGGAAGUGUAGCUGAGAGCUAUGAUACAGAAAGUGGGUUUGAAGAUUCAGAGAAUAAUGACAUCGCCAAUUCUGUUGUGCGAUUCAUUACCCGAUUUAUUGACAAGGUUUGCACAGAAAGUGGAGUUACUCAGGAUCAUAUCAAGAGCCUUCAUUGCAUGAUACCAGGAAUUGUAGCUAUGCACAUUGAGACCCUAGAAGCAGUACAUCGAGAGAGUAGAAGACUCCCACCGAUACAGAAGCCCAAGAUUCUUAGACCUGCUCUACUGCCAGGAGAAGAAAUCGUCUGUGAAGGUCUUCGAGUCCUGCUAGACCCUGAUGGAAGAGAAGAAGCCACUGGAGGCCUUCUUGGAGGCCCUCAGCUACUGCCAGCAGAAGGAGCCUUAUUCCUCACCACAUACAGAAUUCUGUUCAGAGGGACUCCCCAUGAUCAGCUGGUUGGGGAGCAGACAGUUGUGCGGAGUUUUCCCAUUGCCUCCAUCACCAAGGAGAAGAAGAUUACGAUGCAGAACCAGCUCCAGCAGAACAUGCAAGAGGGACUGCAAAUUACAUCAGCAUCCUUUCAGUUGAUUAAAGUAGCGUUUGAUGAAGAAGUGAGUCCAGAAGUAGUAGAGAUCUUUAAGAAACAGCUGAUGAAGUUCCGUUAUCCUCAGUCCAUUUUCACCACCUUUGCUUUUGCUGCUGGACAAACUACCCCACAAAUAAUUUUACCCAAACAGAAGGAAAAGAACACCUCCUUCCGUAUCUUCUCAAAAACAAUUGUGAAAGGUGCCAAAAGGGCAGGAAAAAUGACAAUUGGGCGGCAGUAUUUAUUGAAGAGGAGGACAGGGACAAUUAUGGAAGAGAGAGUGAAUCGUCCUGGAUGGAAUGAAGAAGAUGAUGUAUCAGUUUCAGAUGAUAGUGAACUCCCCACAAAUACCACUCUGAAGGCCUCAGAGAAGUCUACAAUGGAACAGUUAGUGGAAAAAGCUUGUUUCAGAGACUAUCAGCGUUUAGGUUUGGGAACCAUAAGUGGCAGCUCUUCUCGCUCAAAACCAGAGUAUUUUCGAAUCACUGCCUCCAACAGGAUGUAUUCACUCUGCCGGAGCUAUCCUGGCCUUUUGGUUGUACCUCAAGCUGUACAAGACAGUAGUUUACCAAGAGUCGCCCGCUGCUAUCGACACAAUCGCCUGCCUGUUGUAUGUUGGAAGAAUUCAAAAAGCAGUACCCUGCUUCUCCGAUCUGGAGGAUUCCAUGGGAAGGGAGUGGUUGGUCUUUUCAAAUCUCAGAACUCCCCUCAGGCAGCUCCUACCUCCUCUUUAGAAUCUUCCAGUAGCAUAGAACAAGAAAAAUACUUGCAAGCCUUACUGAAUGCAGUUUCUGUCCAACAGAAACUCAGUGGCAAUAACACCCUUACUGUCAGACCAGCACUUGCUCUGUCUCCAGGGACUGAAAGGAGGACUUCAAGAAUGUCCACUGUGCUUAAGCAGGUAGUGCCAGGACAUUUGGAUGUAAACCCAUCCAAUAGCUUUGCUCGAGGAGUGCAUGGGUACAGAGAUAAAUGUUUUAUUCAGUCAAACCCCAAAUCUUCAACUAAGGGAAGAAUCCAUAAUCAAGGUGUUUGGGCAAGUCUUCGCUCUAGCACUCGCCUCAUCAGCUCUCCAACAUCUUUCAUUGAUGUUGGCGCCCGGCUGGCAGGCAGGGACCACUCGGCCUCCUUUAGUAACAGCACCUACCUGCAAAACCAGCUCUUGAAACGCCAAACGGCCCUUUAUAUAUUUGGUGAAAAGUCGCAACUAAGGAACUUCAAGUUAGAAUUUGCUUUAAAUUGUGAGUUUGUUCCUGUUGAAUUUCAUGACAUCCGACAAGUAAAAGCCAGUUUUAAAAAAUUGAUGAGGGCUUGUGUUCCAAGCACCAUCCCUACUGACUCAGAAGUGACCUUCCUGAAAGCCCUGGGAGAUUCUGAGUGGUUCCCACAGCUUCACAGGAUAAUGCAGCUGGCUGUGGUUAUAUCAGAAGUACUUGAGAAUGGUUCCUCAGUUUUGGUCUGUUUGGAGGAAGGCUGGGACAUCACUGCACAAGUGACAUCCUUGGUUCAGUUACUCAGUGAUCCCUUUUAUAGGACACUUGAAGGCUUCCGGAUGUUGGUGGAAAAAGAGUGGCUCUCUUUUGGUCAUAAAUUUAGUCAGCGGAGCAGCUUGACUCUCAACUGUCAGGGUAGUGGUUUUACUCCCAUAUUCCUGCAGUUCUUAGACUGUGUACACCAGGUUCACAACCAGUAUCCAACUGAGUUUGAAUUCAAUCUCUAUUACUUGAAGUUCUUGGCUUUCCACUAUGUGUCUAAUCGCUUUAAAACAUUUCUCCUGGAUUCAGACUAUGAAAGAUUAGAGCAUGGAACGUUGUUUGAUGAUAAAGGAGACAAGCAUGCCAAAAAAGGAAUUUGUAUUUGGGAGUGUAUUGAUAGAAUGCACAAGAGGAGUCCCAUUUUCUUUAAUUAUUUAUAUUCACCAAUGGAAAUAGAGGCCCUGAAGCCCAGUGUAAAUGUCUCCAGCCUCAAGAAGUGGGAUUACUACACAGAGGAGACCCUUUCCACAGGCCCUUCAUAUGACUGGAUGAUGCUAACCCCCAAGCACUUCCCCUCCGAGGACUCUGAAGUGGCUGGAGGAGCUGGCCCCCAGAGCCGGAGGAGAACAGUGUGGCCCUGCUAUGAUGAUAUCAGCUGUGCUCAGCCCGAUGCUCUCACCAGCCUUUUCAGUGAAAUUGAAAGAUUGGAGCAUAAAUUGAACCAAACCUCUGAGAAGUGGCAGCAGCUGUGGGAAAGAGUAACUGUGGACCUUAAAGAAGAGCCCAGAACAGACCGUCCCCAGAGACACCCUUCAGGCUCCCCAGGAAUUGUGUCUACCAACCUACCUUCCUAUCAGAAGAGGUCUCUGCUGCACCUGCCAGACAGCAGCACGGGGGAGGAGCAGAGUGCCAGCAUCUCCCCAUCCAAUGGAGUGGACCGGAGAGCGGCCACACUGUACAGCCAGUACACAACCAAGAAUGACGAGAACAGGUCCUUCGAAGGAACACUUUACAAAAGAGGGGCUCUGCUGAAAGGUUGGAAGCCCCGUUGGUUCGUGUUGGAUGUAACAAAACAUCAGCUGCGAUACUAUGACUCAGGUGAGGACACAAGCUGUAAAGGCCACAUUGAUCUGGCUGAAGUAGAAAUGGUCAUCCCUGCUGGCCCUAGCAUGGGAGCCCCAAAGCACACGAGUGACAAGGCUUUCUUUGAUCUCAAGACCAGCAAACGUGUGUAUAACUUCUGUGCCCAGGAUGGACAGAGUGCCCAGCAGUGGAUGGACAGGAUCCAGAGCUGUAUCUCUGACGCCUGAUGCCCAUGGUCAACCCAAGCAAAAAGAGAGAGGAAAGCCUCGUGCUGUCAGAUAGAAUAAAGUACAUGAAUCCUU
Molecule: messenger RNA, 5953 nt
Organism: Prionailurus viverrinus (fishing cat)
Lineage: Eukaryota; Metazoa; Chordata; Mammalia; Carnivora; Felidae
Gene: SBF2
Product: SET binding factor 2
Exons: 42
Coding region: 158-5878 (1906 amino acids)
Source: RefSeq, a predicted model, not a curated record